Rhinichthys klamathensis goyatoka is the source of this 1717-nucleotide messenger RNA. It is a transcript of the gene naga, whose product is annotated as N-acetylgalactosaminidase, alpha. The transcript is spliced from 10 exons. The record is from RefSeq and is a predicted model, not a curated record. Gene Ontology annotation, biological process: oligosaccharide metabolic process; glycosylceramide catabolic process; glycoside catabolic process. Gene Ontology annotation, cellular component: cytoplasm. The coding region runs from base 94 to 1404 and encodes 436 amino acids. NCBI's taxonomy places the organism in Eukaryota, Metazoa, Chordata, Actinopteri, Cypriniformes, Leuciscidae. Gene Ontology annotation, molecular function: alpha-galactosidase activity.
GGGCAUUUUACCGCAGCAGAACUGAACCGAUCCGAUCCAGAAAGGCAGUGACCUCUGAUUCGGAGUGAGAGAAGAUCUGGAUCCGGAUCCGACAUGCAGUGGUCCGCACUGACUCUGGUUCUGGCGUUCUCCUCGGCCACCUUGGCUCUGGAUAACGGUCUGAUGAGGACCCCUCCCAUGGGCUGGUUGGCAUGGGAACGCUUCCGCUGUGACAUCGACUGUGAGGACGACCCGCAGAACUGCAUCAGCGAGGCGCUGUUCACAGACAUGGCUGACAGACUGUCGGAGGACGGUUGGAGAGAGCUGGGUUACGUCUACAUCAACAUCGACGACUGCUGGUCCUCCAAAGAGAGAGACAAUCAGGGCCGCCUGCAGGCCGACCCCAAACGGUUUCCACAUGGCAUUCCUCGUUUGUCGCGUUACAUCCAUGAUCGUGGGUUAAAGCUGGGCAUUUAUGGAGACAUGGGCACACACACGUGUGGCGGAUAUCCCGGAACAACUCUGGAUAAAGUGCAGACGGACGCCCAGACGUUUGCGGACUGGGAAAUCGACAUGCUCAAGCUGGACGGGUGUUACUCAAACUCCACCUAUCAGGAGCAAGGAUAUCCAAUGAUGUCGAAGGCCCUGAACGCUACGGGCCGUCCCAUUGGCUACUCCUGCAGUUGGCCCGCCUACCAGGGCGGCCUCCCUCCUAAAGUGAACUACACACUGCUGGGUCAGAUCUGUAACCUGUGGCGGAACUACGCGGACAUCCAGGACUCGUGGGAUAGUGUACUGGGAAUCGUGGACUGGUUCUUUAACAAUCAGGACGUUCUGCAACCCGUGGCCGGACCGGGCCAGUGGAACGACCCCGACAUGUUGCUGAUUGGAGACUUCGGCCUCAGCCUGGACCAAUCGCGCGCUCAGAUGGCGCUGUGGGCGAUCAUGGCCGCGCCUCUCUUCAUGUCCAACGACCUGCGUACGAUUAGCAGCGCCGCUCGCGCAAUCCUGCAGAAUAAAGUCGCCAUCGCCAUCAAUCAGGACCCGUUGGGUGUCCAGGGCAGACGCCUGUUCAAGGAGAAGAGUGGGAUUGAGGUGUACCUUCGGCCUCUCUCUAAAGGAGCCAGCGCUCUGGUGUUCUUCAGCCGGAGGACAGAUAUGCCGAAUCGAUACAUGACAUCUCUGAAGACGCUGGGAUACACUCCUGGAGUCUAUGAGGUGCUUGAUGUGUUUUCGGAGAAGCGUUUUCCCGAGCUGAAGGACAGCACAGAGUUCGUUGUGUCAGUCAACCCGUCUGGCGUGGUCAUGUGGUACAUCUAUCCAGCAGCUGAUUGGUGGAAAGGGGCGGAGACUAGUCGUUUCAGCGAGAAGCUGAUAGGUCCGAAGAUCCAUCGAUAUGCUAAUGAGGCCGACGCCCCUCUAUAGUGCUUUGAUUGUUUUUGGAAAGGAAAUUAACUACGCACUCAGGGAUCUUUAGCCAAUCAAACGUGCCUCGCUCGAUUUUUUUUUUAAAUGUAAAUUUUUUUAAGGCCUGUUUCUACUAAAUGUCUAUUGAAUGAGUUUCCAUUUAUGUUUUAGCAUUGACUUUAAUAAGACGCCUAACGCUAGCAUCUCAUUUGUGCAAAUUCACAUUUCAAGUCGCUUUCGCACGUAAAUCAAGAUGUUCGGAUCAUGAUGCGUUCGCUGAUGUGUGAUACUGUAUUUGAACUCAAAUAAACACAAAUGAUGCUCAAACUCA